GAUCCCAGUGAUAAAGAUCAAGGGGGUCAGAUGAUAUCUUUAUCAAGUCACAACCAGAGCUGACAUAUUUGUUGUUAGCAAAGACAUAUUUUUAAAAAUAUGUAUGUACAUACUUUUACUUGAGAAAGUAAAAUAAGUUAAACAAAACAGGAAGUGAAUCCUAGCAAAGGACGCCCAAGAUAGCGAUCAUUUCAAAGUGAGCAAAACAAAGGAAUCAAACGUGUCAUAAUAUCCUGUUUAUGAGGAAAAUAAAGUAUAUGCUGAGUUAACACAGAUUCAGCCACCGAUUAAAUCUUUCUUUUAUGAUAAGGGUGUCCAAAAGUAUUUCAGACUCACAUACCGAAAAGUCAAAAUGAUGUCAACUUUUAAAAAUGUUUGUACAGUAUUUUGCUUUUCAGUUGUUAUAAUAACUUAGUCCACCAGAGGUCAGUAUAUACUUCUUAUGGCGAUCGGUGUGUCACCCACUCACGACCACUGGGGGGCGCGCCGUCCCCUGCUCUCCGGGGUGGUCUGAUGCAGGAUGGCGGAGGGACCGGAGAUUUUAGCCGUUCGGUGCCCGGACGAGUCGUCCGACAGCGAACCGGAGCAAGAGCCCGGAACCCCACAGAAACUGAUUAGGAAAGUGUCCACUUCCGGUCAGAUCCGCAGCAAGACGGUCUUGAAGGAAGGAGACUUGAUGAAGCAGACCAGUUCUUUCCAGCGUUGGAAGAGAAGAUAUUUUAAACUGAGAGGAAGAACUCUGUACUAUGCUCAAAACACCAAGUCCAUCAUCUUUGACGAAGUGGACCUGACGGAUGCCAGCGUGGCCGAGUCGAGCACCAAGAACGUCAACAACAGCUUUACUGUAAUCACCCCCUGCAGGCGUCUCAUCCUGUGCGCAGACAACAGGAAGGAGAUGGAGGAGUGGAUGGCAGCUCUGCGGAGUGUUCAAAACAGACAAAACUAUGAGUCCACCCAGUAUAGCAUGGACCACUUCAGUGGGAUGCACAACUGGUACGCCUGCUCCCACGCCCGACCCACGUACUGCAACGUGUGCAGAGAGGCCCUGUCUGGAGUGACAUCACACGGACUUUCCUGUGAAGUGUGUAAAUUCAAGGCUCAUAAGCGUUGCGCCGUUCGCGCCACCAACAACUGUAAAUGGACGACGCUGGCAUCCAUCGGAAAGGACAUCAUCGAGGAUGAGGAGGGGGUGUGGAUGCCUCACCAGUGGCUUGAAGGGAAUCUUCCGGUCUCGGCCAAAUGUAGCGUUUGUGACAAAACCUGCGGCAGCGUCCUGCGGCUGCAGGACUGGCGUUGUCUCUGGUGCAAGACCAUGGUGCACUCCAGCUGUAAGGAGCAGCUGUCCUCCAAGUGUCCCCUGGGCCAGUGUAAAGUGUCCGUCAUCCCGCCCACGGCUCUCAACAGCAUUGACUCUGAUGGUUUCUGGAAAGCGUCGUGUCCCCCAUCCUGCACCAGUCCUCUGCUGGUCUUCGUCAACUCCAAAAGUGGAGACAACCAGGGCGUGAAGUUCCUGCGGCGCUUCAAGCAGCUGCUCAACCCGGCCCAGGUCUUUGACUUGAUGAACGGAGGACCACACCUGGGUCUGCGCCUCUUCCAGAAGUUUGACACUUUCAGGAUCCUGGUCUGUGGAGGAGAUGGCAGCGUGGGCUGGGUUCUGUCCGAAAUCGACGCCCUCAUGCUGCACAAGCAGUGUCAGCUGGGGGUUCUCCCUCUGGGAACCGGCAACGAUCUGGCCCGGGUUCUGGGAUGGGGGUCCGCCUGCGACGACGACACCCAACUACCUCAAAUACUGGAGAAACUGGAGCGGGCCAGCACCAAGAUGUUAGACAGGUGGAGCAUCAUGGUUUAUGAGACCAAAUUCCCACGGCAGCACUCCACCUCCACGGUCACAGAGGACUGCAGCGAGGACUCUGAGGUGCAGCAGAUUCUCACCUAUGAAGAUUCCGUCGCUGUUCACCUUUCCAAAAUUCUGACGUCAGACCAACACUCUGUUGUCAUUUCCUCUGCGAAGGUUCUGUGCGAGACAGUCAAGGACUUUGUGGCCCGGAUCGGGAAAGCCUAUGAGAAAAACACAGAGAGCUCAGAAGAGUCGGACGUCAUGGCAAAGAAGUGUGUGGUUCUCAAGGAGAAACUGGACCUGCUGCUCAAAACGCUCAGCGACGAGUCACACGUGUCUUCGCUACUGCCGCCGGCUCCACCCCCAACCAUCACCGAGGAGCAGGAAGAAGGCAAGGGCUUUGUCCUCCCCCUCCUCCGUCCUCAGAACCAAUUGUCACCAGACUCCACCUCCUGUUCCCCCCGACCCGGCGCCUCUGCGGCAGCCAUCUUUAAACCCAGAGAGCAACUGAUGCUGCGCGCCAACAGCCUGAAGAAAGCCAUCCGCCAGAUCAUCGAGCACACCGAGAAAGCUGUUGAUGAGCAGAACGCACAAACGCAGCCCGUCUUCUCGCUGGACGCCGUCAAAGUGGACGGGCUUGUGGAGGAAGACGAGGACGAAGAAGACAAGCUGUCCCUGCAGUCAUACGGCGCCAAACUCAGCAGCGCUCGCAGAGCCAGUAAGACACCAUGCGAGAGGCUGAUGAGUAAAGGCAGCCUGUCAUUGGGCAGCUCCACAUCACUUCCUGUCCCUACAGGAAGAGGAGACAACAUGCCGAUGCUCAACACCAAGAUCCUCUAUCCUGCCCUCAGAGCAGGUGUGUCAGCUUCUCUGUCAAGUGGUUCCGUCAUCAGUCGACUGCUCGUCAACGCUGAGUCAUUCACAUCAUGUGACCCUGACAACAUGGAGUGCUACACUGAGAAGUGUGUGAUGAACAACUACUUUGGGAUUGGACUGGAUGCCAAAAUUUCUCUGGACUUCAACAACAAAAGAGAUGAACAUCCUGAGAAGUGCAGGAGUCGCACAAAGAACAUGAUGUGGUACGGAGUUCUAGGAACCAAAGAGUUGCUGCACAGAACGUACAAGAACCUAGAGCAGAGAGUUUUGUUGGAGUGUGACGGGCGGCCCAUCCCCCUGCCCAGCCUCCAGGGUAUCGCUGUGUUGAACAUUCCAAGUUAUGCUGGAGGAACAAACUUCUGGGGUGGAACCAAAGAGGACGAUACUUUCACUGCUCCAUCUUUUGAUGACAAAAUUCUUGAAGUAGUGGCUGUGUUUGGCAGCAUGCAGAUGGCCGUGUCCAGAGUCAUAAACCUGCAACACCACCGCAUUGCCCAGUGUCGCACAGUCAAGAUCACGAUCCUGGGGGAUGAGGGCGUUCCUGUGCAGGUGGAUGGCGAGGCCUGGAUUCAACCUCCGGGUUACAUCAAGAUCCUCCACAAGAACCGGACCCAGACUUUAACCAGGGACCGCGCGUUCGAGAGCACCUUGAAGUCAUGGGAGGACAAACAGAAGUGCGAGUUUCCUCGUGGUCCCUCUUGUCCUGUGGCCCCGCCCCCUCUCAGCAGCCAUCCAGAAAUCGUUUCUGAAGAAGAGGCGUCAUUCGUGAGAGAGUUCGCUCGGGCUGCUGGAGUCCUCAUCUGCAGUAUCUGUCAGCUUGCUCAAAGUCACCACAGUCUGGAACAAGAACUUGCUCAUGCUGUCAAUGCCAGUUCCAAGUCCAUGGACCUGGUCUAUGUUGAGUCCGGAAGCAUUGGGACACUAAGCUGUGGUGCUGUGGUCCGAAUGGUCAAAGACGUCAAAGCACUACUCAGCGAAACAGAGCUGCUCCUUGCUGGAAAGAUGUCCAUGGUUUUGGACCCACCUCAGCAAGACCAGCUGAACUCUGCAUUGAGUUCAGUUGAUCAGCAGCUUCGUCGACUGGUUGACAUUUCGUGGUUGAGCGUCGUCAUCGACCCAUCUGACCAUGAGGGUCCCCUGACAGACUUGGCCAAGCCCAGUCGGAGUGCAAAGUUCCGCCUGGUUCCGAAGUUUAAAAAGGACAAAAACAACAGAAAUAAGGAGACUUGUGGGUCUCUCUCUCUGCCAGAUGACUUCCUCUUGGCAUCAGUUCACCAGUGGGGGACAGAGGAGGUGGGGGCCUGGCUCGACUUUCUCUGUCUCUCCGAGUAUAAGGACAUCUUUAUCGGUCACGACGUCCGAGGAAGUGAGCUGGUCCACCUGGAGAGGAGGGACCUGAAGGACCUAGGGGUGACCAAGGUGGGUCACAUGAAGAGAAUCCUUCAGGGGAUUCGAGAGCUCAGCAGGAACAGCAGUGCCAGCGAGGCCUAAGCUCCGCCCUCAGCAACCGCUGCCUGCUCGCCUCUACUUGCUGCUGCUGCCAACCGGCUUAACCCCGUGACCUCUGUGAUUGGCUCACGCACAAGCGCCUGAGACAAAAUCAGUCACGUGACCAGUGAGUGCCUUGUCGUCCUGCCCAAUGACCAAUCAGAAGCCAGCGCAUCGCCUGGGAGGCAGAGCCAAUCUUUCACCUCGCCCGAGAUGUGACAUUACAUCUUAAAAUGAAAGUUGGAAUAUUUUAACAUUUCUGUCUUAAGCACACGCUGACAUGCAUAUCAAUCAAAAACUCCCUCAGCUCUUUAUCAUUUAUUUAUUUUCUCAAAGGUCAUUUCUAUGGAAGACAGCUGUUUGCUGACAAGUUGUUCAAUUAUUUAUUAUUUUUUCCCCACACAAAUAACAUUUUGGGCCUUUUGAAGUUGUUUGUAAGAUGAACCGUGAUUUAAAAAAAAAACAUUUCAUGACCAGAAGAGAACUGAACUAGUCAAUAUUCUGGUCAAGGAAAGCCACAGAAAGUGGAAAAAACACACAUUGUUUUUCUGUCUAGUCCAUGUGUGGCAAUAAAUAUCAUUUGAAGAAAUAACAUUUUUUUUAAAAAGGUGGUGAUGUUUCACUUCAUUUCUUACUUUAAUAGCGUAGAACAAACACUGCUUAUAAAAGUGUUAAGCGGUACCGGUCCAUGGCUGUGGCUGAACCCGGGUGGAGGAGAACUUUCAGAAGCGAUGAUAAAAAUGUUACACUGAUGUAAGCAAAUAUUUCACUUUUUUUAAUUUACUUGUCCAGUAACAGUAACUCCAGUUACUUGUCCAGAGCUACAACUUUGUGACGGGCCAAUUUUGGUAAUACAGAAGAGAUCAAAUGAUAUUCAGUUAUUAUUAUUUUAGGCAUAAUUAAACCUAAUAUAAUUAAAACACCUAUGAGAAGCCUACCUGAAUUUGUUCACUAUUCUGUAUAGAAUGGACGCAUGCUUUAAAUAUAUUGAAAUAAGGCAUCUGUGAGGAAACGUUUGGUAUGAUUUAAGUUUCUCCUUGCUGGGCCAAGUCUUACGGUUUUUGGUAACUGUUUUCCGACAGUAUCCUGUUUUUCUUUUUCCCAUAAAGAGAUGGUUCAUCGACAACCUCCUCGAAAUCCUAAAUACCAUCUUUAUCCUUCAUUAUGGCUGUGACCGUCCAAUGUUAAGCAACGUGCUGCAACUAGUCCUCGAGCGAGCCCAACGAUUAUAAUUACAUUUUUGUAUGAAUUUAUGGAAAAGUCUCCAGACGACCAGAGGAAACACCCAUACAUGGAAUAAAAAAUCAUAUUAAAUAAAAAAUUAUAUGAAAGGUCAUUUUUCUCUGACAUCACAUCAGGGUUAAAUGUGGGCGCCUGUGAUCACCCGCAACCGCCACCAAGUCAUUACAACAAGAUUUCUCACUGGGGAUGCUGAAAAAAGCGGACUACUACUUGGGGAGACAAGAACAGAACGGUCAGGGGGCUACUUCACACACUGAUGUGCCAAACCACUUCUAUUGUAUCGUAUUGUUUUUUUGUCAUUUU
Doryrhamphus excisus (bluestripe pipefish) is the source of this 5746-nucleotide messenger RNA. It is a transcript of the gene dgkd, whose product is annotated as diacylglycerol kinase delta. Lineage: Eukaryota; Metazoa; Chordata; Actinopteri; Syngnathiformes; Syngnathidae. Gene Ontology annotation, cellular component: plasma membrane. The record is from RefSeq and is a predicted model, not a curated record. Gene Ontology annotation, biological process: phospholipase C-activating G protein-coupled receptor signaling pathway. Gene Ontology annotation, molecular function: protein heterodimerization activity; protein homodimerization activity; ATP-dependent diacylglycerol kinase activity.